Emericellopsis atlantica is the source of this 941-nucleotide messenger RNA. RefSeq lists its product as uncharacterized. Bases 107 to 805 code for a protein of 232 amino acids. The transcript is spliced from 2 exons. NCBI's taxonomy places the organism in Eukaryota, Fungi, Ascomycota, Sordariomycetes, Hypocreales, Bionectriaceae. The record is from RefSeq and is a predicted model, not a curated record.
ACCCAUCACGCAUCUCCAAGCCACAUAUCACCCUUGCCAGACUAUCUCUGCAACAUCAUUGACGAUCUUAACAUCCUUGUCUGGCUGGCAAUAAACACGAUCCGCUAUGGACGCCAGCAAGUCUGCCCAGUAUGAGUCGCCUGAGCAGCUCCUCGAUGUUUUCAAAUCUGCCGCCCUGUCUGUUACGAAGCUGUACAGGUCGUCGGUAGCAGCAGAGACAAGAGCGCGAGCGGAGGGAUACCAAGACUGCCUCGAUGACCUACUCGGCUUGUUGGAGAAGGAGAGCCAGUUUCUGGGGGAAAGCAGUCGGUCGCGCCUACACAGGUGGAUAACCGACCGACGCGCUGGAAGAGAAGCGAGCCCAGCCGUCGCCGAGAGCGAUGAAGACGAACCCGACAAGUCUGCCCCAGUGCCAACCUCGACUUCCACAGCAGCCCCCUUGACUACGCCAGUUCCCCCAGCACCGUCACCGGCUCCUGCGACAGCCCCCACGACAGCCUCUGCGGACGUUGCAUCCCAAGACAUGCGCGAGCCAGAAUUCAUCGUUCCCAGCCAAGAUAGCUUCACGUUCCAGUCCGACCAUCAGUAUCCUGACAUCGAGCUGCUCGACCUGUCUGAAGAUCGGGUACACAACAACGCCUCCAACAACCAUGGCGCACGAACGAGGCGGAAUGUAAGGAGUGGGCCACGACAAGCCGGGCCGCUUGGCCGCGGUGCUGGCGCAAAGCGCCGCCUAGACUUCAACGACUUCUUCGACUUUGGCAAAGAUGGGUUUGGGGGUGGGAAGCGAAGCAGACACCUCUAAUCCUGAUGACAGGUCAAGGGCGUUUGUUUGCACACAUCUGGUCAGGACCACUUAGAUAUAGCUUGAGCGACGCAUUGUUGCGGAGGAUCGCGGGAACUAGCAUACUGCAUGGGCGGCGUUUGAAGAUGUAACGAUC